This is a messenger RNA of Pisolithus orientalis, 1172 nucleotides long. RefSeq lists its product as uncharacterized. The record is from RefSeq and is a predicted model, not a curated record. Bases 363 to 1082 code for a protein of 239 amino acids. Lineage: Eukaryota; Fungi; Basidiomycota; Agaricomycetes; Boletales; Pisolithaceae. The transcript has a single exon.
CUUUACUUUCACGAACAAGGCUCGAAUACCUACCACCAAGGCCAUAGAAGAAGCGCGCUUGAAGACGUUUGGGGAGGACUGGUGGCCUUACGACGAUGACCCAAACCACGGAGCCAGCUCGAGAAAGGUUCGUCCAGCAUCGCGCUGUUUAUGUAUCCUUCCAUCUACCUGUCUUUGCUCACUCGUGCUCGUACAAGAUGGCUCGAGCAGGGUUCGUUUACACCCCUCAAGGUGCAGGUGACGAUACGGUUACAUGCUUAUACUGCAAUACUGCCCUGGGGGGGUGGGACAAGGACGACGACCCCAUGUACGUAUCAUCUACCGUCAGGAUUGUUUCUAUCUGUUAUUAGCAUGGACACACAAUGUAUCUCACGCAUACUAUACGUUGCAGUCACGAACACCGAAAACGUGCAACCAAGUUGGAAUGCGGUUGUCCGUUUUUCUCGUUCGCGCAGCCAACUGCACCCGCUAAACUGGCGCGGUCGGGGUCGAUAAAGGCUGGGAAGAAAAGUACGGCGGCUCUUCCAAAACAUACAAGAACGCAUUCACGGACGCGGUCGCGCAAGGAAGAUAAAGCGACGAAGGUAGAAAAAGAGGAUGAGGAAACUGAACAGGAGGUAACAACAGAAAAGGGACGGAGAGUAAACCCGCAGGUCGACGAGGAACCGAAACCGUCGCCACCCGUUCCUCCAGAUGCCGCUAUUGCUAUGGAGGCGGAAGACGAUGACCCUAGGCCCCCACUUCCGUCACCCGAACCAGAACUCGAAUCCGCGCCAGCACCAACAUCAGCACCCACCGUGUCAGCAACAUCACCAGCACUGCCAGCGGCAAGAGUACCAAUACCAGAUGCAAAAAUACCGGUGCCGAUGAUGGUGGAAGAUAGCGUAUUUUAUACAGCGCCGACACCGGUGCUACCUCCUUCGGAAGCACUCACAGAAGAGGAGCGAGAGUUGUCGGUGGAGCAGUGGAUACGACGGGAAAUCUCACUAAGUUAUGAGAAGCUCAUGGCCGACGGACAGAACCAGAUCAUGCUGUUCAAGGAGAGAGCGGCUGAGGUUCGAACACUUAUUGAGGACCUUUAACAGUACUCGGUGGUUGGACGAUGUGGGAGAUACUGUUGGUAGGUACUAUGCUCUACGGAAGGUGGGGAUCACCCCAGUGUAGUCGUUCUA